Molecule: messenger RNA, 1529 nt
Organism: Olea europaea var. sylvestris
Lineage: Eukaryota; Viridiplantae; Streptophyta; Magnoliopsida; Lamiales; Oleaceae
Cellular component (GO): chloroplast
Source: RefSeq, a predicted model, not a curated record
CUUAUUCUCUCCCUCUGCAAGUCCAAUGACUUGGAUAAUUCAAAUUCAGAGGAUCGAGCACCUAAAGGAGAAACUCGUAAGCAGGAGCUUCUUGCCAGACUUGCAAUGCUUCAAGCCCAAAAGGUCCGUCUCACUGAUUACUUGGACGAAAGAUCAGCAUACCUGACCCAGUUUGCUGAAGAAGCCAAUGCUGAAAUUGACCAGAUAGGAGAAAAUGCCCUGAGUGAAUUGGACGAAGCCGGUGCCAGGAUAAUGGAAAAUAUAGAGAGCCAGAUGCAAGCCUUUGAAGAAUCUGCGGAGAUGAAGAAAUUAGAGAUUGAGAAGAACGAACAAACAGUAACAGACUUUGAAGACCAAAUUGAAAGAGAGAGAAAUGAAAGGUUAUUAUUCAAAAACUUGAAGGCAAAAACACCAAUUGAAGUAGAGAAAGACAAGGAAGAGGCAGAGAAAAUCAGGGAGCUUACCAAAAAAAAUUCAGGUUCAGUAACUAGAAGGACAAUUUACCAUGCACUGAUUGGCGUAGUAAUCAUUGGCAUACUUUGAAGGUUGCAGUUCUCGCGAGAUUUAGUCAGUUUGCUUUCUCAACUCAUCUACAAGCAGAAUAUGUUAUCAGAAACAGAGAGAAUAGAGCGACAGAAUAACAAAGAAAAGAAUGAGUGAAGUGCACUUUUCUCCUGUUGAACGAUCUUACCAUAAAUGCAGCGUAUAUAGCCCCAAAUACGAUAUCAAGAAACCUUGCUUUUCAAUUGGCCUCUAUGUUUGGUGAUACCAACUCAGUCGCCGAAACCCACUUUGUAACUGAUGCUUUAUUGGAAUUAUUGUCCACAGGAUAUCAAUGUAAAAUAGAAGGAAAAAAUAAUUUAAGUUGUAACCUUCUGCAUUUUCAUGACUCGUCAGGAAUGUGAUCUAGAAGGAAGUAAAACGCCAAACAAAAUGAAGCUUUUGAGGUUCCUAAGUCUUGUUACUCUAAACAGAGAACUUCUCACCGAAUACGAUGUAGCAUGAAUUAUAACUCCAAAUAAAAUAUUAUUACCUGGGGCUGAUAUGUCAGGCUAACCUCCCUUUUGCAUCAAACGUUUGUUUGGUGACACCACUAUGAUCACCAAAGCCAUGCAAUGUUUGAUGCUUAACAACAUUUCAUCCAUACACAUGAUUAGGAAAACAGGAGAGAGCACAACUAUUUUUGAAGAAUGGAAUUUUGUCGCGACUAGAUUAAGCCCUGUUUGAGCCCCAUUUUUUAAAAAUUCAUUUUUUCCCAAACUCAUUUUCAACCACAUAUUCUCCCGAUACAAUAAUUUACAUGUAAACCCAAAAUUUUUCCAUACUUAUUAACCACAUAUUCUCCAAAAAAAUUACUAUUACAAAAUCUAUUCUACUGAAAAAUGGAGCUCAAAAAUAGUGUAAAUAGACAUACUACCACAUUUCUAGCUCACAGUAAGCAUGCCAUCUUAAUCAAAGUGAAAAGAAAAGAACUGUUUGGAUAUUCUAGAAUUGAUACAGGAUUGCUGACAGCUUUGCAUCCAAGUUAA